Messenger RNA from Abrus precatorius (Indian licorice), 1488 nucleotides. RefSeq lists its product as uncharacterized. The record is from RefSeq and is a predicted model, not a curated record. The transcript has a single exon. Lineage: Eukaryota; Viridiplantae; Streptophyta; Magnoliopsida; Fabales; Fabaceae. The coding region runs from base 97 to 564 and encodes 155 amino acids.
AUGUGCGCUGUGACUCAGACGUUUCAUGAACGCACCCUUUUGCCGUUGCCGUGAGAAAGAUUUCAUCGGCAAAAGAGUGAAUGUUGAGAAAGGAAUAUGAAGAAGGUUGAGACUGAGACAAUGGGAAGAAAACGCAACAUCACCGUCAAAUACAACACAAACCCUUUCUCCGACGCCAAAGCCAUGUUGGGUUUCACCACCAAGAAGCUAAAGAGGCUUCCCCAUGUCUUCACCAGGGUUCUUGAGCUUCCCUUCCGCGCCGAUGCUGACGUCAUCGUCGAGGAAGCUCCCCAGUGCAUCCGAUUCGUGGCGGAGACCAACGCCGUCGCCGAUGUGGAGGCCCACACCGUCGAAAUCCAUCCUGGGAUAACUAAGACUGUGGUAAGGGAAAUCGGCUCCUUGGGAUUCUCCUUCAAGGACCUCGACCUUGAUGUUUGGAGGUACCGGUUGCCGGAAUCGACGCGGCCGGAGCUUGCCACCGCCGUCGUCGUCUCCGGGGAGCUGGUGGUGACGGUGCCGAAGGGGGAUAUGUGGGGGCAUGCCACACUUGUGCUUGUACAGUGAUUUAAGGUGGUUCCUUCUUUUUAGUUUCCAAGUUAUGUUGUUAGUUUUAAGGUUGUUGGAUUCGAUGCGCUUGUUGCACUUCCAUCAAAUAACCUUGUUUUCUUUUCACAUGCUAACUAACGAAUAACAAAUAGCAACGGUCUAAGUGACAAUGAUUCUCUACUUUAGUGACUAUGAUUGUGCUGGUUGCGUUUUUAAGGUUCUAGAGAUUGUCGCAAUUCAUCGCUAAUUUUAUAUGAUGGUAAAAUUUGAAACUUUAUGCAAUCACGUAAUUUUAAUUAACCUUAUGCAUUUCGUAAUAUAGUUUUUGUGGAUUUUUAUAUUUGAGAUUGAGAGGUGAACAAGAAAACCAUAAUGUGAAUUGGGAUGAAAGCAUUUUCGGCAAAAACUAGAGGAGGGUGGGGAAUAAUAUUGAUUUAGGUCGUCCUAAUCCGAAUCUAGCAUUUUUCAUCGAUGGUUGACUAGACCCAAAUUUGAAUUUCAGGCUGUGAUUUCUUUGCCGAUGUAGAUUUUUGUCCUUUUUGAGUGCUGGGCCUUGGCUGAAUCUCUAGGAAGUGAAACUAUUGAGCUUUGUUUGAACUAUCUUUUUUUGCAUAUUGAUCAAGAACAUAUAGUCAAAAUAUAAGACUUAGAACAAUUUUUAUUUUAUUUUUAGUCCGAAAUAGAAAUUUUAUUUUUGUGAACUAACUUUUAAAAGUGAGGUAGAUCUAAAAUUUCCAGACUCAUAGCAGUGUUAUUCAAGACAUCAUAUCAAGAAAUAGAUAGGACAUUUUCUUAAAAAGCUUUGAGCGUAUUCUUUGCAUUACAUUGGAGGCAUUUUGUGAAGGAAUGAGGAAAUCAUUAAGCAUCGUACAAAAGCUUCUCUUGGCCAAGAGUAUUUUCUUGUUCGAUGAUGAAAUGUAUUUUUUAUUCAUUUACGUUGUA